UAAAAUAAACGAACUUGUAGCAAGUUAACAAAAUGGCGCUUACGUGUGCGAGUAAGUAAACAAGUUUUUUGCUUUAUUUUGCAUAUUAGUAUGUUAUUUUUUGCGAUUAUUAGAAUUAACUAAUGCAUUGUAAUGAGAAAGUAUAGUUUAUAAUUUGAAAUUUGAAACAAAAAUGUGUACAAUAACAAAAGUCUCACAUUGGGCGAUAAAAGGAUACCGGGUGUAUCGCAUUCUCUACGUUUGGGUCUCGAUAACCACCUGAUGCUUAUUUUUCAGUAAGUAACGAAGUUCCCGAACAUCCUGUUAUUUCACCUGUUUCGGGAUGCAUUUUUGAAAGGCGAUUGGUAGAAAAGUAUAUAGCUGAAAAUGGAGUGGACCCAAUGAACCAUGAAAAGUUAAACGAAGAUCAGCUAAUACCUGUAAAAACUUCUACAUUGGUCAAGCCAAGACCACCAUCAGCUACGAGCAUUCCGGCUAUUUUGAAAUCGCUACAGGACGAAUGGGAUGCGGUUAUGUUGCACAGUUUCACAUUGAGGCAACAACUUCAAACGGCUAGACAGGAAUUAUCUCAUGCUUUAUAUCAACACGACGCGGCUUGUAGAGUUAUCGCUAGGCUUACGAAGGAAGUUACUGCCGCCAGAGAGGCUCUGGCUACGCUUAAACCUCAAACUGGAGUUACACCCGCACAAACUCAGCCGACAGCAACAACAACUGUUGUUGCAGCUGCGGACCAAAGUGUCGAGGCUCAAACGUCAACAGGCAUGACCGAGGAAAUUUUAACAAAAUUGCAAGAUACCGCCGCAAAAUUGACCUCAGAAAGAAAGAAACGUGGCAAGACCAUACCAGAGGGAUUAGCGUCUACUGAACAAAUUCAAUCCUACAGAAAAAUUGCUUCGAAAACCUCAAAUCACAGUCCCAGCGUUCCAGGUAUAUUGUCUUUGGAUAUUUGCCCUAAGGAUACGAAUAAGAUAAUAACCGGAGGAAACGAUAAGACCGCUGUUGUAUAUAAUAAAGAAACAGAUUGUUUAGUUGCCACUUUGAAGGGUCAUUCAAAGAAGGUCACCCAUGUUGUCUAUCAUCCGGAAGAAGAACUAGCCUUUACUGCUAGUCCAGAUCAGACAAUCCGCGUCUGGGGAGUUAAAGAGUCAAAGUGUGCUCACGUGAUCAGAGCCCACGAAAUGCCAGUUACGGGAAUUUCUUUGCAUGCAACGGGAGAUUAUCUGCUAUCGUGUUCGCUGGAUGGUUAUUGGGCCUUCUCAGAUAUAAGAAACGGGCGGGUUCUUACAAGAGUUGGCGAUAAAAAUUCCUCUGUACCUUUAACGUGCGCACAAUUCCAUCCGGACGGUCUUAUUUUCGGAACGGGGACUGAGGAUUCGACAAUAAAGAUUUGGGAUUUGAAAGAACAGGCUAAUGUGGCUAAUUUCCCUGGAGAUGCGGGGCCUAUAACGUCCAUUUCAUUUUCGGAGAACGGUUAUUACUUAGCGACGGCUGCUGAUGAUUCGACAGUAAAGUUGUGGGAUUUACGUAAAUUGAAAAAUUUCAAGAAUAUUCAAUUAGAUGAGGGUUAUGAGGUGAAAUCUUUAUGCUUUGAUCAUUCUGGAUCUUAUUUGGGCGUAGCGGGAACGGAUGUUCGAGUUUACGUUUGCAAACAGUGGUCGAUGGUAAAGAGCUUUUACGAUCAUACAGCUACGGCUACGGGAAUAAGAUUUGGUGAAAACAGUAACUUUAUUGCGUCAACUGGAAUGGAUCGAGCCUUGAUGUUUUACGCAGAAGGAUGAAAGGCUCACGUUUAGACUCAUUUCCUUUUUUGUAGUAAAUUUUUUUGUCACUUAUAUUACAGUUUUAUCGACCAUGUUUCGUAGUUAAAUCAAACAACUGGCCGACGCCCAUUUUCUGUAAUUUUAGACGUGAAUGACCGCAUUCAGCUAAACAUUAAAAAAAUAAAAUAUGAUACCUUAAAAACGAGCGUCAUUGAUAAUUCUCUACUCAAACUUAAUAAUAAUGGCUAAACAUCUGUCGUUUCUUAUUACUAGACAUGCGUUAAAAACGAACUAUCUGCCACUUAUCAGUUCCUAAACAGCCACAUAACUAUUACAAUCAAGCCAAUUAAUUAGCUAAACUUCUAGUGUAUUUAGUACAUUGAAUGUACUGCUGAUCUGUUUAGUUAUACCAAUAUAAUAGCCGUAAAUUUUAUGCCUACUUAAACUGCCAUAAAGAAUGCCUAUCCCAUUUACCAGCAUAUUACAGUUUGCUAUAAACGAGAUCUAAAUAUAUACAGUAUAUGUCUGUGUUUCUAAUCUAUAUACGCGAACUGUGUAACUGUAUCCGUACCAAUUCAAAAAAGAGGUCAAAAACUUGGCGUUGACUAAAAGGUAUUAGUCUAUUAUGUUUCUCUAUAAAGUAAAUGAAGUAUAAUUUUCUAUAUAAAAUUAUAUGGUUUGUACUUGUACUGCUCUACUACUAUUGACGUAAGUUUGAUGUCACACAACAAAUGAAGUUUUGCAAAUUAAUGAAUAUGUAUGAUUUAUACAUAGAAACGAAAUAUUUUAAAAUUAAUGUCUGCCAUUGUCUUUCAUGAUUAUCUUAUUGCUCGUAUUAACUUUUUAUAUAGAAUUAUCCUUAAAAACAAUACAGCAGCGAACAAUAAUGAAUAUUUUUCAGUUUUAAAGGAACACAAUGAGAAGAAAUUGUUUUUUUUUUGUACCACAAUAAACACUACUAAACGUAUUUUUUUGUUCUCGUUUACACGUUAAAUAUUCCAUAUUUUAUCAAAGCAUAGAAGAAUAAAACAAAAAAAAGAAGAAAAAAUAAAACAGUACAAGAAUAAGCAGUAGCAAUUUAUCAUCUACGAACCCAAAUUUUCUGAUACGUCAUAAACAAACAAAAAUAAUUAUGAUAACAGGAAAAAGAUGAAAAUAAGCUUUGUAACAUAUUAUAAGAUAACAAUACUGUAUAAAUGAAUGUACAUUAUAUAUGAAAAAAUAAAAACAUUCGACGACAUUUUUAAGGAAAUGAAAUUCACGAUAAAGAGUGCUGUUUCUUUUGUUUUUUUUUCUUUGUGUUUGUUUACACUUAAUAAAAAAAAGUUACAUUUUGUUUUUAUAAUCAAUCAAAAAAUUCGUUAUUCUUUUUUUUAUCUUUAUUUAUUUCUUAUUUUUUUUGUUUUUGUCUCUUUUAAACUUAAUUUCGAUUUGUUCUAAUUAGAAAAAAAAUUUGCAUGAAGAAUAUAACUUUUUCUCUUCUGUUUUUCAUCUAAAUUAUUAAGUUAAAGCAUAUUUUUUUUCUAUAUCCAUUUAGUUAGAAAUUUCUUUAAAAAAAGCACCCAAAAGUAGAAAAAACUUUCAUUUAUGUUUGUUUUUCUUUUUACAAUAGAAAAGCAUAAAACUAUAUAUAUAUAUAUAUAUAGAUUUAUGUAUAUACAUACAUACAUAUGUAACUUUAAAUUAAAAAAAAAAAAAAAGAAAAAAAUCUUUCAUAUUCUCUUUUACAUCGAAAACUGCUGAAGAAACAAGCAGUAAUGAGAUUUUCUAAGCUGUUAAAAAUGCAAUAAACGUUAAUAUUGGACAAUAUGCCCAAAUGGAAUGAAAUUUAUUUUACCAUUAGCAUUAUUACGAUCCGAAGAAAAUUUGUGCUUCAUAUCAUCGUCUCUGUUGUUUUCAAGAAUACGAUAAUUAAUAAGGUAUAUAGGUAGACAUAUAUAAUUUUGUCAUUAUAAAACAAUUAUAUAUAAUCAAUAUGAGAAAAUAGAAAAAAGGAAAGAUAAACGAAUAGAAUAGAAUGAAAGCAAAAUUUUAUCCAUAGAGAAAACGAGAAAAAACACUUUUCUACACUAAUAUUUUAUGGAAAAACAUUCAAAAAGUUUACUUUGGCAAACGUGAAAUUAAAGUAUAAAAGCUCAAUGAAAACAAAUAAAUAGCGAAAAAUAAAUAAAAUGGCAAAUACUCACUCUGUUGGCACUUUCUUCGCUCCUAUAAAAAUUGUAUGAAACAAAAAACGGAAAUAAAUUGACAUGCUCUCGUCUAUAGGCCUAAACUAAAUCAUUGUAUUGUUUUUUUUAAUCGUUAUUCCUUUAAGAGGAGGUUGAAGACUAGAGCAACAUUAUCUACUCUUUUUUUCUGUUGCUGUAGACUAGUAGUACAGAGUUAAAAGAGGUCAAAAAUAAGGAAAAAAUAAAACUACAGAGAGAGAGAGAGAGUAGUACAGUCUACAAUUUACUUGGAAUGAUGUACAACUAUAAAUAUCUAUGCAAUAUACAACUAUAUAUAUAUAUAUA
This is a messenger RNA of Dimorphilus gyrociliatus, 4273 nucleotides long. The record is from the annotation of a GenBank genome assembly. Lineage: Eukaryota; Metazoa; Annelida; Polychaeta; Dinophilidae.